AUGCACGCCAAGGCUCUCCUCGCCGCGCUUCUUGCGCCGGCGGCCGUGUCGGCGCAGCUGAACAACCUCGCCGUGGGGGCGGGCUUGAAGUACUUCGGUGUUGCCGUGAAGGAAGGCGCGGUCAACAGCGACUCGGCUUACAUGGCCAUCGUCAACAACAAGAAUGAGAUCGGCCAGGUUGUGGCCGAGAAUGGCCAGAAAUGGGACUCGACUGAGCCCAGCCAGGGAAGUUUCAGCUACUCCCAGGGAGACAUCGUCCCGGGGGUCGCCAAGAAGAACGGUCAGGUUCUUCGGUGCCAUACCCUUGUGUGGCACAGCCAGUUGCCCAACUGGGUCGCAUCCGGCAGCUGGACUCGGGCCACUCUCGAAGCCGUCAUCAACAACCACAUCAGCAACGUGAUGGGCCAUUAUAAAGGCCAGUGCUAUGCCUGGGAUGUCGUCAACGAGGCCAUCGACGAUAACGGGAACUAUCGUGACAGCGUCUUCUACCGCACGUUUAACACCGACUUCUUGGCCAUCGCCUUCAAUGCCGCUAAGAAGGCUGACCCGAACGCCAAGCUAUACUACAACGACUAUAACCUCGAGUACAACGGCGCCAAGACAGAUCGCGCCGUCGAGCUCGUCAAGAUCGUCCAGGCCGCCAAGGCCCCGAUCGACGGCGUCGGCUUCCAGGGCCACCUGAUCGUGGGCUCCACCCCGCAGCGCUCCUCCCUCGUCACGGCGCUCAAGCGCUUCACGGCCCUCGGCGUCGAGGUCGCCUACACGGAGCUCGACAUCCGGCACUCGAGCGUGCCGGCCUCGGCAGCCCAGCUGGCGACCCAGGGCAACGACUUCGCCAACGUCGUGGGCUCGUGCCUCGACGUCGCCGGCUGCGUGGGAAUCACCGUCUGGGGCCUGUCCGACAAGUACAGCUGGGUGCCCGACUCGUUCCCCGGCGCCGGUGCCGCGCUGCUGUACGAUAACAACCUCGGCAAGAAGCCCGCCUGGACGUCGGUCUCGUCGGUGCUCGCUGCGAAGGCCACGGGGGGUCCGGCUACGACGCUUACGACGUCGACGACGAAGACGACUACUACUCCGCCGCCGACGACGACAAAGACGACUACUACUACUACUAAGACAACGACGACUAGUGCGUCUGGUCCCCAGCAGACGCAUUGGGGUCAGUGCGGCGGUAUUGGCUGGACUGGCCCGGUGAAGUGCGAGGGUCCUUGGACUUGCCAGUGGCUUAAUGACUGGUACUUCCAGUGCCUGUAA
Messenger RNA from Phialemonium atrogriseum, 1254 nucleotides. RefSeq names its product glycoside hydrolase superfamily. Bases 1 to 1254 code for a protein of 417 amino acids. The record is from RefSeq and is a predicted model, not a curated record. Gene Ontology annotation, cellular component: extracellular region. Gene Ontology annotation, biological process: carbohydrate metabolic process. Gene Ontology annotation, molecular function: cellulose binding; hydrolase activity, hydrolyzing O-glycosyl compounds. The transcript has 3 exons. NCBI's taxonomy places the organism in Eukaryota, Fungi, Ascomycota, Sordariomycetes, Cephalothecales, Cephalothecaceae.